AUGGUGAACCUAGCAGCAAUCCACAACCCCGGCAUACUUGGUGCCAUCGUUUUUGCGCGUCACGCUGACCGCAUCGAAAGCUUCUCCAGUCCCGACACCUAUGCAACGUUCAACACGUUUAUAACCCCGCUCGGGACGUACAAUGCUUUCCAAUCUGGCAGCUACCUGCGUAGUGAAUACCUCGCGCCCUCGUCUCCAACCUUCAUCAAUGGAAUCUCGCCUGUCUUGGCCGACAUUCACCAGCUCCUUAUGCGAGCCGACUCCUCCGGCGACGGGACAGUUUUCCAGCAGAGCGUUACCGCUGUCAUUCAGGGUUUAUAUCCGCCAACGAGUAAGUACGCCAUCCAAUUGGCAAACGGAACCACGGUCGAAGGCGCCUUGGGAGGCUUUCAAUAUAUUCCCAUCGAAUCCGUGGAAAUGAAUCAAGAUGUCUCGCUCAAUGGCCUGUUAUCAUGUCCAAACUUUGACGCCCACGUUGCGGCUCUGGAAAAAUCGGACCUCUUCUUGAACAAGGGAAAAGAAGCACGUGCGUUCCUCCAGAAGCUCCAACCGUACCUGGCUGGAAGGCCAAUCGAUUUCAAUUUCAUGUUCAACAUGUGGGACUUUGCUGAUGUGCAAUCUCAGCACAAUGCGACCUAUCUCCACCACAUUCCCCGGGGUUUUGUAAACCAAGCUCGUGUCUUGGCCGACUUUCAUGACGGUUACGCCUUUUCAGAUCCUAGACCAGAUGGCAUUGGGAACAUUGGUACCCGUGUCAUGCUUCCGUCCAUUUUUUCCACCCUUUCGCGCAUUGCAAAUGCUAGCGACCCACUCAAGCUUGCUAUCAACGGAAUUAGCUACAAGCCAUUCAUCAGCUUGUUCAACCUAACGGAGGCCAUCGUCGAUAAUCCAGAAGUUCGGGGAAUAGAGAACUAUAACUCCCUCGCCGCUCUUGAAUUGCAUCCCGGCUCCAGUGGUGAUGCGGAGCCGACAGUCAACCUGCGCUUCAAGAAUGGCACUGCUGAUGUCUUUCACUCUCUGAAGAUUUUCGGCAAGGAUAAGGUCCCGUUAUCAGAGUUCGUUUCAAAACUGAGCCCUGCCGCGAUCAACAGCACUGCGCAAUGGUGUGCUGCAUGUGGACAGACAACGCUGAGAGGAUGUGCAGGCAUCUUGGGCUGA
Molecule: messenger RNA, 1158 nt
Organism: Mycena indigotica
Lineage: Eukaryota; Fungi; Basidiomycota; Agaricomycetes; Agaricales; Mycenaceae
Exons: 8
Coding region: 1-1158 (385 amino acids)
Biological process (GO): dephosphorylation
Molecular function (GO): phosphatase activity
Source: RefSeq, a predicted model, not a curated record